Molecule: messenger RNA, 1728 nt
Organism: Diaporthe batatas
Lineage: Eukaryota; Fungi; Ascomycota; Sordariomycetes; Diaporthales; Diaporthaceae
Exons: 2
Coding region: 1-1704 (567 amino acids)
Source: RefSeq, a predicted model, not a curated record
AUGGCUGGCACGAGCGAGCAGGAUAAGAACCAGUGCUUCGCGGGCGAGACCAUCCUCGAUUGCUACAGCUGGUCGUUGUUCAACCCGUUCCUACACCGGGGAGACGGGGCCACCGAGGCCGCGAGGAAAGAGGUGGUUGAUGCCCUAGCCAAGGACCUCGGUCAGGACUUCUCGUUCAGCCAGCUCUGCCGCAGCAACAUGGCCAUCGACACACUGUGGUCAUGGGGGGCAUUCCAGCUCACGUGGCCCUGGCUCCACAUGUCGGACGAGUACCCCCUUGGGAAGCCCAUGUUGACCCCCAAGCAGAUGGCAAAGCAUGGAGCAGUGUCCUGGGAUGGCGUCAAGCCGGCCACCCUCCAGGAACGAGUCAACCAGGUCUCGUCUGAGGAGCCAGACAACAGGGGCACGGUGUGCAUCUUCUUCGGGAGCCCGAGGAUGAUGCAGGUGGAUCUCAACCCUGGCGAGGGAUGCGGCCACUCGCUCAACAACCUCUUCCACUUCACGGCAACCAGGUGGGAGCUCGAGCAAGACGAGGCCCGGCCCGAGCGGGGCUGGAUGCGCCGGCGGGGCGAGCAGGCAUAUGUGCUCAUCGCUGCCGUGAAGAAGCGUCAAGGUCCCGGCGGCUCGGACUCGAUCAGGCUCUUCGCAGGAGACGGAGAAGAGACACUGCCGCCCACGCCAACCGGCAUCAGGCCGCCCGACUGGGGGUUCUCACCGUCCGAGCCCGUCCCCGUGGGCUGUCGGCUCUCUCUCUUCUACGAGACCACCGACAGUACCACGCCAAGUGCCGAAAUCCACGUACGCCGUGAUGGCCCCAUUGGCCUGCCGAGGGAGUUCCACCUCCACCUGCUGGACCUCUUUGAGAAGCAGGCGGAACACGACCGCCUUCAUCCCGAGGCCAUGUUCCAGGAACCGGUGGAAGCCACCGUGGGUGCGACAACGCACGUCGAGGGGGGCGAGGCGGGUGGCGACCUGGACCAAGACAUGGACGACGUCGAGGAGAUAGUCAGCGCCGAGGAGAUGGUCAAAGCCGAGGAGAUGGAUGACGUCGAGGAGGGCGAAGUCAGGGACGUCGAGGCGCAUGAGGUCGAGGCGCACGAGAUCGACGUCGACGAGGGGAAGGACAGCAACGCAGAUGAGAGCGAGGUCAGCGAUGUCAAGAAGGACCACGAUAGCGAAGUCGAGGGUCACGAGAACACGAGCGGCGACACGGCAAGUGAGUCUGUCAAGAGUGAAUCCGGUACAGGGGUGCCAUACUCACUCACCGCGAGUAUGACCGAGUUCUUCCGGAACCCUCAUCAGCAGGCACCAGGUGUGCCGGGCACGGAUGCGUCGAGGAGCACAGGUGACCGACGAGGGCGCGGGCGAGAUCAGACGCCAUCGCAGCCAGGCGAGCCCGCUGGCGAGUCACGCCAAGGGGCACCGAGCCUUGCCGAUGAAAUGACGGCAUUUUUCCGCCAGAGCCAACCCCGCCAGAGCCAUUUCCGCCAGAGCCAGUCUCAGCAGGGAUCACGGGGUAGCCACGCCGGUCACGACGGCAACGCGGAGGGCAGAGAAGAGUCUACACGGACGGCGCCGCCCCCAACGGGCCCGAGGGAGUUCCCUGACUCAUUGUGGGCCCCACCGAUUAGCCGGGGAGGAAGAUAUGGACGACGCCGAGGAAGGUCUCAACGCCAGGGAAGAGGCCGUGGGGGUGGGCGGUAAGGGGCGGGCCGUUGAGGUUGUGGC